AUGUUUGAUAAUAAACGUAAAUAUAUUGAUUAUGUGGUUGCAAAUGUUCUUCGCCAAGUUGUUGAUCAUAUAUCACUUGAUUGUUUACAUAAAUUAUCGUGUUGUUUACCACAAAAAAUCGAAGAAAUUCUUCGAAAUGUUACUGAUAUUGAUUCGGAUCGGUUGAUACGAAUAUUAGUUACUGAUAUUCUUCAAUCCUAUGGUAAUAGUGCUGGACAAGUUACAGAUUGGUAUGUAUUUGCUAAUUCAAUAAAGCCUUCUCAUUCGUUAUCAAAAACUAAUGAUAAUGAUAAUAAACAAGAAGAUGUACCUAUUAAUAAACCAACAUCGAAAUCAUCUAAAAAUAAGAAAAAUUCAGAUCGUGUAUUAAAAGAUCAGAUUAAAUCAAUUUUUGAUACUACUCCAGUAUCACCAUCACUUGUUAAUAAGAAACGAUCUUCUGAAAGUAUUGCUUUUAAUAAAUUUACUACUCCAUCAACAGAUCCGAAUAAUCCAUCGAUGAAUCAAACUCCAUCAAAUGUAAUGACACCUCAAAUGAUAUCUACAACAAAUACAAUGACUCCAACGAGUACAUAUUCAAAGGAAACAUAUACACCUAUUGGUACUAAAUACCAAUCAAGAGCAAAACCAAAUCAGGAUUUAAUAUUUAAUAAAACUAAUGAAAUUGAUAAUCAUGAAUCUCUUCCAUUUCAUAAAAAAUCAGAAUUACAUAAAUCUCCACCACAACAUCGAAAAUCAGCAAACAUCCAUCAUUAUGAUCAUAAAUCUAAUAAAAGUAGUGAUCAAUCAUUAUGUAGCGAUUGUGUUCUAACAAUUCAACAUAAACAUAAACAUAAAAGAAGUCCUGUUCAUCAAAAACAUGAUCAUCAUAUCAUCAAAAAUUUUGAUACAUUAUCAACACGCUCUUCAUCCUCUCAUUCUUCUGUUCCUAUCAAUAAACUACACAUCGACAAAUAUAAACAGAACUCCGGUAAUGCUUCUUCAAUAAUUACGGAUAUAGCAUCAACAAGUACCAAAUCUUCUAACAGCAUAAAUGUAGAACAAUCAAAAUUAAAUGAUCUUCUCACUGAUGAACAGAUGUUAUUAUUCAAAUUAUUUGCAUCUUCUGAUAAUGCUGUUAAAUAUCUUUCUCAAAAUCAAUUUCCUACAGAUACUGAAUAUCAAUCAUUAUCAUCAAAUGAUCUAGAAAAAAUGAGUUUAUCUUUGACUGAAAAUCGUCUGAAACCCAGCUUGGAAAAGAAAACUUUAAGAUUUAAUCAUUAUCCAAAUAUGUUGGCUGAUUUUGAUUAA
Adineta steineri is the source of this 1290-nucleotide messenger RNA. The record is from the annotation of a GenBank genome assembly. NCBI's taxonomy places the organism in Eukaryota, Metazoa, Rotifera, Eurotatoria, Adinetida, Adinetidae.